UGGGAUUCACACAAUCAAACAGCGCGUCAUAUAAAACAACCAAUCAGAGAGCAGAAACCAGUUUAUACGGAAUAAAUAUCCCGCCCCUUUUCAACGUGUCAACACUGCCGUAAAACGUGCAGUGACUGUCGCACAGCACACCUUGUAUCUAGUGUACUGAACUGUUCUUUUAAUACAUUCAUGGUAUUACCUGUUAGCUAGGAGGCGCGGCAACGGAAAAUAAAAACGAUUAAUAUGUCGUUAUUAUGUCUGUUGUGAUGAUCAGAAGAUGGACUUCAGCAUGACUGUUUUGGUGACUGGAGGCUCUGGAUUCAUUGGCUCCCAUCUUGUGUGUUCGCUGGUCAACAGACACCCUGACUGGAGGAUUAUCAACCUGGAUGAUCUGGAUUACUGCUGCAGCCCUAAGAGUCUGGAGAGUGUUGAAGACAGAGCGAACUACACCUUUAUCAAGGGGGAUGUGUGUAACUCACAGCUGGUAAAUCACAUUUUAAACACAGAAAACAUCGACGUGAUCUUUCACCUUGCCGCCAAAACACACGUCGAGUCCUCAUUUGAAACUCCGUCUAGCUUCCAGCGUGUUAACAUCGAUGGGACCAGAGUUUUACUGGGAGCCGCCCAUCAGGCGCGACACCAGCUGCAGCGCUUCAUCUACGUCAGCACUGAUGAAGUGUACGGAGCCAGCGUGGAUCAGGUGUUUGAUGAAAGCAGCCCGGUGAGGCCCUCCAACCCGUACUCUGCUACUAAAGCGGCUGCAGAGUACCUGGUCAGAUCCUACUGGGACAAAUAUAAGCUUCCCAUCAUCAUUACCAGGAGCAACAACAUCUACGGGCCGAGGCAGUUCACCGAGAAGGUUAUUCCGAGGUUUCUCACCCUCUUGCAAAUGAACAGGAAAUGCACCAUCCAGGGAACCCUCCCUAAAUCCCGCCAUUUCCUGUUUGUCGAUGACGCCAUCAACGCUUUCUGGCUUGUUCUGGAGAAAGGGAUUGUGGGGGAAAUCUACAAUGUGGGAACAGGCUGUGAGAUUCCCAUCAUGCAACUGGCCAGGGAACUUGUUAAGAUGGUGAAGAAUGUGCCGGACUCUGAGGUGAACGAAUGGCUCGAGUUCGUGCCCGACAGGCCGUGUGUCGACCUGCGCUACCCCAUCAAAUGUGAGAAGCUGCAGCAGCUGGGCUGGAGAGCGGAGGUUUCCUGGGCUGAAGGGAUCAGACAGACUGUGAAAUGGUACCAAGACAAUCCAGACUUCUGGUCUGACGCAAGCGAGGACCAAGAAGAAAUCAGGAUCCAUGUAAAUAAAGACAGCGGCAAAGCGGUGGGCUCACCUGUGCCCUGCUGCUUGACUGACGGGACGCAGAGAGACGCCGAGCAGUGACCUUUCUUCUACAAACUAAUCAUUUCAAACGACUGAUUAACGUCAACAAACAAAUACUGAAGACAUGAGCACACGUCGGUCUCGCUGUACAGAAUAGUUUAUUAUUCUCAAUUGUUUCUAAAUGAUUGUUGGACCAACAGGACCUGAAGUGCCUGACAACAGGAAGCCUCCCUUUAACCAAAGCAACGUUUCCCCUGGAAAUGAAGGCACUUUAUUUAGAUAUUAAUUACAGAUUCAGCUGCUGUUAACAAGCAUCAAACGUGUGACAGUUCCUGAAUGUAUGGUGACACUUUUUGAAUGAAUUGUGAACUUCACACGGUGCGUUUAAGGCUGUAAAUCAGUGACUGAAUUGGGGGAAAAGAUUGAUUGAACAGGUAGCUUGUAAAUCCAAUGACCGCAUACUGUAGUGGUGGUGCGUUCAAAACAGGGGACACAAGUUUUACAUGUACUGAAGGUCACUCAGGAAACUCAGGACGCCAGCGCUGCCAACAUUCAGCAAAGUUAGGUAGCAAGUUGUAGCAACUGUAGGUGCAACUUUAGUCACUUUUUAAUUUAAAAGAUAUUUCUAUUUUGUAAACGCAGUCGCCUUAUAAUGAAAGGAUGAGAAGGGAACUCAGUCUUUGUUUAUACACAUUCUAAAGAGUAUUUUAUACAAUGAUGUAAACUGUAUUUAACUGCAAAUAAACGUGAUUAUUAAUAACUUCAAGGUGCUUUUCUCAAACAUCUAAAAUACAACACUUUUAAAAGACACAGAAGAAGAAGAAGUCAAAACCAUGUUUACAUUUGCAAAUCCAAACCUUUAUUUGUGGUAAAAUCAGAAUAGAUGCACAAUUAUUUUUUUCUCUUCGUGCAGUGCUCCUCUUCGUGCACAACUGCUAAACUAAUACAUAAAGCAAAUCCUACCUACCAGGCCGGAGGUGCCGUGUGUCCACAUUGAGGGGUCUGGCCAGUCAGUAAUGAUGACAACACUGAGCUUUAUCUCAUUUCAAUUCAGUCACUAAACAGCAAUCAUUCCUAAAUACAUCUACACGCUUUUUAUUUUUUUGUAAUAACCCUCUAAUGUUUAUUGAAUUGAAAGUAAAAAAUAAAGCUGCACGGUGUUGCAUUUGUUUGGUGUCCCCACCUUGUUUUCCAGAAGAGCCCAAACUUAUUGUCGCAAAAUGUUUUGUUUAUGCAUACAAAAGGCGGUUAGUCGCUUUGCUUGGGCCGCAUUGCAUUCUGGUCCAUUGAGGCUGUAACUGCAGAAUGUCAUUCUCAUGUGAGAGCUGGAUGAAGACUCACGGAUCAGCUACAAGUUGCAAUAAAAAUUCAUGUAAAAGACACCUGGAUGGACGUCAUCAGGUCAUAGUUUCCCCAUUUCUGACUGGCCAGAAGCUCCCCACAUGAGCAUCAACACA
Molecule: messenger RNA, 2766 nt
Organism: Cottoperca gobio
Lineage: Eukaryota; Metazoa; Chordata; Actinopteri; Perciformes; Bovichtidae
Gene: tgds
Product: TDP-glucose 4,6-dehydratase
Exons: 12
Coding region: 269-1369 (366 amino acids)
Biological process (GO): nucleotide-sugar metabolic process
Molecular function (GO): dTDP-glucose 4,6-dehydratase activity
Source: RefSeq, a predicted model, not a curated record